AUGUGUGAGGUUUGCAACGACAGAUGGGAAGUGGCUGUUGCACUCACUGACGGGAGUGGCUUUCGCCAAGUAAGCUUCGUCAACUCCAUUAGUACCAGUCGAGGAGGGACUCACGUGAACUAUGUGGCUGAGCAGGUGGUUGCUGCGGUGAUGGAGGAGAUGACCAAGGAGAAGGGCGCCAAGGCGGGAAAUCUGGCAGUCAAACCCCAGCACGUGCGCAAUCACCUAUGGGUGUUCGUGAACUGCUUGAUUGAGAACCCGGCCUUCGACUCGCAGACCAAGGAGACGCUGACCACGAAGAAGGAGCGCUUUGGCUCGACCUGUGAGCUGUGA
Messenger RNA from Symbiodinium pilosum, 333 nucleotides. The record is from the annotation of a GenBank genome assembly. Lineage: Eukaryota; Dinophyceae; Suessiales; Symbiodiniaceae.